AUGGACUAUGGCGAGGGCAUGGAGGACAUCUUCAGCUCUUUGAACCUCCUCAAACAGGACAUAGAGCGUAUGAAGUACCCCAUGGGCACCCAGAACAACCCCGCCCGGACCUGCAAAGACCUGCAGCUGUCCCAUCCCGAGUUCCCAGAUGGUGAGUACUGGAUCGAUCCAAACCAGGGCUGCUCUGGAGACUCCUUCAAAGUUUACUGUAACUUUACGGCUGGCGGUGAAACCUGCAUCUACCCAGAUAAGAAGUCCAACGGGGUCAGAAUAUCGUCAUGGCCCAAAGAAACGCCAGGGUCAUGGUUCAGUGAGUUUAAGCGCGGGAAAAUGCUGUCCUACGUGGACGUGGAGGGGAGCUCGAUAAACAUGGUCCAGAUGACCUUCCUUAGGCUCCUCACGGCUUCGGCGCGGCAGAACUUCACCUACAGCUGUCACCAGUCUGUGGCGUGGCACGACUCCGCCAGCGACAGCUACGACAAGGCUGUGCGCUUCCUGGGAGCCAACGACGAGGAAAUGUCCUACGAUAAUAACCCGUACAUCAAAGCCCUGUCAGACGGAUGUGCGACGAGGAGCGGCUAUGCAAAGACUGUGAUGGAGAUCAAUACUCCCAAAAUUGACCAGGUUCCCAUUGUGGACGUUAUGUUGACUGACUUUGGGGACCCCAACCAGAAGUUUGGGUUCGAGGUGGAGCCUGUUUGUUUCCUUGGCUAA
This is a messenger RNA of Periophthalmus magnuspinnatus, 714 nucleotides long. RefSeq names its product collagen alpha-1(XI) chain-like. Gene Ontology annotation, biological process: translational elongation. NCBI's taxonomy places the organism in Eukaryota, Metazoa, Chordata, Actinopteri, Gobiiformes, Gobiidae. Gene Ontology annotation, cellular component: cytoplasm; nucleus. The transcript is spliced from 5 exons. Gene Ontology annotation, molecular function: extracellular matrix structural constituent. The record is from RefSeq and is a predicted model, not a curated record. The coding region runs from base 1 to 714 and encodes 237 amino acids.